This is a messenger RNA of Dermacentor andersoni, 1734 nucleotides long. NCBI's taxonomy places the organism in Eukaryota, Metazoa, Arthropoda, Arachnida, Ixodida, Ixodidae. The record is from RefSeq and is a predicted model, not a curated record.
AUGCUGAAGAAGGGAGGCAACUCCCGCAUCAGAAUCGCCCGACAGAACGACUACGAUGCUCGACGCUACAACCUACGGCACCGGUACAUCACAUAUCAGCCAGGCGACAAAGUCCUCGCAAGCCCCAGCACUUCGACGGGGAAGAGAAAGCUGCUGUCUUUGAAGACGAAGCGCGCCAUUUUGGACGAAGUGCGUCAAAACGUCAAGAAGAGUGCUAUCGCACGGAAGUUUGACAAUGCACAGUCCACGCUUUCAACAACAAUCAAGAAUGGUAGCAAGAUCGACGCCGUUCUCGAUGCCGACGUUGGCAGCAGGGACCGAAAGAGGAUCCGAUGCCCCACUUACGGCGACGUAGAAGCCGCGCUUUACAAGUGGUUCGUGGACGCGCGAUCGAAGAACAUCCCGCUCAGUGGACCCAUAAUUCUGGCGAAGGCUAAGGACUUGGGCUUCGCUCUCGGCCACGAGAACUUCCAGCCAGGAAAUCGGUGGCUCCAGAGAUUCAAGGACAGGCACAACAUCACAUGUAAAAACUUCGUCGGGGAGGCUGCGUCCGUUGACCAGGCAUCGCUCCAGCAGUGGAUGGCCAAGCACCGCAAUCGUAUCCUUGCGUAUUCCGACAAGGACAUCUACAAUGCAGAUGAAACUGGACUAUUUUUCCAACUGCUGCCAUGGAACACUCUCGCGGCCAAGACAGACAAGUGCAUGGGAGCAAAAGACGGCAAAAACGGUGUCACCGUGCUAAUCUGCGUGAACAUGGAUAGUUCGGACAAUCGAGACCAAUUGGUCAUUGGAAAGGCCAAGAAACCACGCGGUUUCGCCAAGGUGCUGUCUAUGCCAGUGACGUAUGUGAACAAUAAGAAGGCAUGGAUGACGCGAGACAUUUUUGGCAAGUGGCUCGCCGACUUCGACAAGGAGAUGGUACGAAAGAAGCGCAAGGUGCUGAUGUUGCGUGACAACUGCAGUGCGCAUCACGUCAACGCACACUUGAGCGCUGUAGAGGUUUUGUUCCUGCCCCCAUACACUACCGCCAAGCUGCAGCCCAUUCACCAGGGGGUUAUUGCUAACUUUAAGGUCCACUACCGGCUCCGAGUGAUCGAGCGCCUCCUGAUUGAUGUUCACACUGCCGACAGCGUGGCCGGCAUGAAGGUGCCUUUGGUAAAGGCGACUUUCUUCGCAAGCGGAGCCUACAGGGAUGUGAAGCACCUGAUCAUCGCCCACUGCUUCGAGAAAGCCGGCUUCUCCCGAAGCAGCAGCGCGGAGGCGGCGUCUGCUGGGGACGAAGUUACCGCGAUUGACGUUGCUGCAACCGCUGAUGCUGCCGCCGCGACGGCCUGCUUGGAGCAGCUUUGGGAUUCCGCUAGCGACUUGAACCUUGUGCCUGCGGGUCUAAGCCGCAUGUACUUUGUUUUUGCCGACGAAGACCUUGUUGCCACCGAGGACUUCACGACUGAAGAAGUUGCCGGGAGUGUCAUGGAAGAGACCAUGGCGGACAGCGUCUCCGACAGGGAAUGCGACGAUGCUAGUUGUGCCCCUAAGCCGGUCACCUACGCAGCGGCCAUCGCAGCUGUUGAUACGCUACGGAUACACCUCAGGAGUCCGCAGUUCGACCAGAUCUUUGAUUCCCUGCUCCAGAAGCUGCAAGUUGUGCCGACGCCAGUGCUUCUACAAGCGUGCCCGUGGCGUGGCGGAUGCGGCGAGGAAUCCCUGGUACAUGUAGGCAGGACUGUCAGCUGA